Messenger RNA from Morus notabilis, 1115 nucleotides. Its product is annotated as EPIDERMAL PATTERNING FACTOR-like protein 6. The record is from RefSeq and is a predicted model, not a curated record. The transcript is spliced from 3 exons. The coding region runs from base 631 to 1047 and encodes 138 amino acids. Gene Ontology annotation, biological process: guard cell differentiation; stomatal complex development. Lineage: Eukaryota; Viridiplantae; Streptophyta; Magnoliopsida; Rosales; Moraceae.
AGCAACAGUAAAAAAGGAAAAAGGGAGGCGUGUUUUGGGUUUUAAGAAAAGAGGGAAUGAGAUAGUGUAGUAUAGCAGAGAGAGUGCAGUGGAGUGGUUGUUUUUUGUAUUUCUGGGUUUGAGAGUAGUUGAAAGACAGAGAGGAAAAAGCCUGCAAAAAAAUCCAAGAUCCAAACAUGGCAAAGCUUAGGAAACGACGAUCCGUAUAGAUUCACCUUCCUUUUUCUUCUCUCUCUCUAUUGUUUUGCCACAGUGCCCAUCUUUGUUAGCCGUACAUAUCACCUUACCAUAAGUCCAUAACUGCUCCCACUCGCAAAACCAGUGAGAUUGCUAGAGGGAAAAAAAGACGAAAGGUUUAAGUUUGUGAUCUCAGAGAUAUAUAUAAGAGCUGAUAUAUAUAUAUAUAUGUAGGUAUAUUUGUUAGUAACGUUUUUAGAAUACUGUUGCAUGGAAUAUGUGGAUCAUUAUUCCGAGUCAAAAGGUUAAUUAGUCUACUGACGGGUUCAAGAAGAGGGAGAAUCAGAUUAGAUUUUAUCAUUUUACAUACAUAAACAUAUAUGUAUAUGUAUAUCAGAAGUUGAGUAUUACCUCUUCUCUGGGUUCCUGAUCGGUUAUGCUGAUUUCUUGUUCAUGGAGUGGAAGAGAAACGGAUUAAGGUUUUUCAACAAACACCAUCUUUUUUGCUCUAUUUCCAUCUUCUUCUUCUCAAUUUCUGCACUCUUCUGCAGUACUACCAGCUUUACAACCACAUGCCCAGAUAACAGGUGUCUGUUGUCUGCAAAAGCUGGUACAUAUUUUCAGGAAUCAGAGAAGCCUAUGGCAAUGUCUAAUGAAGUGAAAGAAGAAGUGGUGCCUAAUUUGAUGAGCUUGGCAAGGCGGUAUUUAGGCGGACUAGGGUCGUCGCCGCCCCGGUGUUUGAGGAAGUGCGGGACCUGUACCCCGUGCAAUCCUGUCCAUGUUCCGGUGCCGCCGGGGACGCCUGUGACGGCAGAGUAUUACCCGGAAGCGUGGAGGUGCAAAUGUGGCAACAAGUUGUACAUGCCAUGAGAUUAUAAGAUAAUGUUCUUAUUGUUUUGCCAUAUUAAGUUUAUCAUCCGCUCUACUUAAUUUGUUAA